This is a messenger RNA of Culex quinquefasciatus (southern house mosquito), 1124 nucleotides long. RefSeq names its product protein embryonic gonad. Bases 1 to 1062 code for a protein of 353 amino acids. Gene Ontology annotation, molecular function: DNA-binding transcription factor activity; zinc ion binding; sequence-specific DNA binding. The transcript has 2 exons. NCBI's taxonomy places the organism in Eukaryota, Metazoa, Arthropoda, Insecta, Diptera, Culicidae. The record is from RefSeq and is a predicted model, not a curated record. Gene Ontology annotation, biological process: regulation of DNA-templated transcription.
AUGAAUCAACAGUGUAAGGUGUGCGGUGAGCCCGCGGCAGGCUUUCAUUUUGGAGCGUUCACCUGCGAGGGAUGCAAGUCUUUCUUCGGCCGCACUUACAACAAUUUGUCGUCGAUUUCGGAGUGCAAAAACAACGGUGAAUGCGUCAUCAACAAGAAGAACCGAACCGCGUGCAAGGCCUGCCGGCUGCGCAAGUGCCUCGUGGUCGGAAUGUCCAAGAGCGGCUCCCGGUACGGUCGGAGGUCCAACUGGUUCAAGAUCCACUGUUUGCUGCAGGAACAACAGGCGCAGAAGAACAGCAGCAGCAAUAACAACAACAACAACACGCUGGCCAGUAACAACAAUGACACUAGCAGUAGCAACAAUAACAACAACAGUAACGGAAGCAACUCCCCCGGGUUGUUGCCGAACGGGUUCCUCCCGGCGAACUUCCUGUCAAAUCUCUGCAACAACAACAACAACGUCCCCCUAAAGAAAGAGCUCAAAAGACCCAGCUCUCCAAGCGAUUCCGGAGCAUCUUCCGCCGAUCCGGACGAAAGCGCCAACAACCCGUUCGCGGCGGCCAACAACACCGCCCGCACCACGAUCUCCCCCAAGGUUGAAGUUCCGGAGGUGACCCUCACCAAGAUCAGCCCGAAGACCCCCAGUCGGCGAACCCCCUCCACACCAUCCUCGUCCACGACCACCACCUCGGACACCUACCGACCCCUCCUGGACCGGAUGUCCCCCUACCAGCUUCCAACACCCUUCCGACCGGAACCCACCCCGUACUUCCCGAUCCCGUUCGCCAUCCCACCCGUCUCGCUGGCCCUGAUAGCCAACAAGCAUCACCACCAGCUCAACGCGAACCACGAGCAGCACGAACCGAUUGAUCUGUCGAUGAAGUCCAAGUCGAGUUCGGGGUCCGGGUCGCCCAACCGGAUGGGAUCUCCUCUACUUCCUGCGAAUGUUAGUGGUGCCGGAGAUGAUGGGGAAGAUUUGAGCUCGGUUGCGGCGGAAAGUGCCCCACGACCGGUGCCGCUGGAUUUGACUUUUGUUAGGACGAAGGCGAUGUCGGGGUGACUUGGGGCGUAGUUUAUGAACUGUUUGUGCGUAAUUUUAAGUAUUGUUAAAAGGGAUUCUCU